AUGAAAACCAGCAUUCCCAGGUUAAAUGGAAUCCAAAGCACCAAAAAUACCUUGUUGGUUGUGGAUCGCGAUAUGUUGAUGCAGCUGGCCCAUAGUGGCACCAUAGGAAUGAGGAAACGAAGUUCUUGGUGCGGAACAAGGCUCAACACUAUCACUCCGGAGGCCAUUGUCAAGAACGAUGUGGACCUAAUGCUAUUUGUCGUGAAUGGAAAAGCUAGAAAUAUGAGCGGGCCAAACAUGCGUGACUUGGGUGGCUAUCAGUGUCAUGAGCGCGUAGAUCAGUUUGAUGAGCUUGUAGGAACCGACUGGCGACUCUCCAAGGCUCUGCACGACUAUUUGGAUCCACUUAAUCGGCACGAUCGAGCGACAUGCGUGUUGGAACUCCCACGGCACAUUGUCUCUGAACAGCGGCUGGAAGGUCUGGAAGAACUCGUCCGGAUGGAUGUACGAGAGCCAGGAAACCGCCUCGAGUCGGAGAAAUAA
Ogataea angusta is the source of this 483-nucleotide messenger RNA. RefSeq lists its product as uncharacterized. Bases 1 to 483 code for a protein of 160 amino acids. The record is from RefSeq and is a predicted model, not a curated record. NCBI's taxonomy places the organism in Eukaryota, Fungi, Ascomycota, Pichiomycetes, Pichiales, Pichiaceae. The transcript has 2 exons.